This is a messenger RNA of Polyodon spathula (Mississippi paddlefish), 4337 nucleotides long. RefSeq names its product DNA mismatch repair protein Msh6-like. Bases 97 to 4215 code for a protein of 1372 amino acids. Gene Ontology annotation, molecular function: ATP binding; mismatched DNA binding; ATP-dependent DNA damage sensor activity. Gene Ontology annotation, cellular component: MutSalpha complex; nucleus. Lineage: Eukaryota; Metazoa; Chordata; Actinopteri; Acipenseriformes; Polyodontidae. The record is from RefSeq and is a predicted model, not a curated record. Gene Ontology annotation, biological process: mismatch repair. The transcript is spliced from 10 exons.
UUCUGGACAUGAGUUUAAUUGCAUUGUAAAUGAGAGGAAAGGACAGAUGGAGAUCGCUACCCUUGUUUAGGUCUAAUUCAAAAAUACCAAGCAAACAUGGCGAAGCAAAGCAGUAUUUUCAACUUCUUUGCUAAGUCGCCCCCAUUGAAAACCAAACUGAAACCUAGCCCGUCUCCCACUGAGGCGGACCUGCCCUCUUCGGUGCACAACUCCAACACUUCUCCUAAGGAAGAAGCGAAGCAGGCAGCUGACUCUUCAAAGAAAGCCGCUGCAAAGCUGAGCAAGCCGGCAUCUGGCCAAGCGAGGAUCGUCGGCAAGCUCUUCGGAGAGAAGAAAAAGACGACAGAAACAACAGACAGUAAAAGCACAUGCCAGUUCAAACCUGGAGACCUGGUGUGGGCCAAGCUGGAGGGACACCCAUGGUGGCCCUGCCUGGUGUACAAUCACCCUGAGACUGCAGAGCUCCUGAGGGGCAAGGGGAAAGCCCAGAGAAUCCAUGUGCAGUACUUCGAUGUGCCUCCCAUGAGGGGCUGGGUCAACGUGAAGUAUGUCAAGCCGUACCAAGGCUCAGACGCAAGCAGUGCAAAAGUGGGUGGUGUGUUCUUCAGCGGGAGGCCUGAGAUUCGCAGAGCAGUGGACUUGGCAGACAGUGCCAUGAAAGACGACGCAGAGAAAAGGCUUCAGUUGGCUGUGUGUGUGGAGCCAUCUGAAGAUGAAGAGGAGGAGGAGGAGGAUGAUGAUGAGAUGGAGAUUGAUGAGGAACACAGUGAUGAGGAGGAAGAGGCGGUCAAAUCUAACAAACGGCCAGCCAGGCAGAGCAGAGCAGGUGGUCCGCAAACAAAGCGGAGACGCAUCAUGGUGCCGUCGGACAGCGAGAACUCGGACGAGGAGUUCAAUCCAGAUGAGGCGGGGGCGAGCAGCGAUGAGGCGAGCAGUGGUGUGGAUGAGAACGAGGUCACCGAGCCUGAAUCUGAGUCUGAGGCAGACCCCGAGAGCCCAGUGAAACCCUUCAAGAGGAAGCAGGAGGCCCUCAGAACCCCAGCCAGAGAGAAAACAGCAAAACCCAGCAGCCUGUCAGACAUGCCAAAGAGGUCGCCCGCAGUGGCCGCCGACACCAAGUCGAGGUUGUUUGCGUUCUCUGCACCGGAUAGUUUUGAGAGCCAGACCAACUCUGCUGGGGGUGCAGCAGCAGGAAGCAGAGGGAUGGUUUGGGAUCAUGAAAAGCUGGAUUGGCUACAGGACGGCAAAAGGAAAGACUCCAAAAAACGAAAGCAGACAGACCCGGACUACGACCCGACUACUCUCUACAUCUCGGAGGACUUUCUUAACAAAUGCACUCCAGGCAUGAGGAGAUGGUGGCAGCUCAAGUCUGAGAUGUUUGAUGCUGUCCUUUUCUACAAAGUGGGCAAGUUCUAUGAGCUGUAUCACAUGGAUGCUGUUAUAGGGGUCACCGAGCUGGGGCUGGUGUUCAUGAAGGGCUCCUGGGCUCAUUCCGGCUUCCCAGAGAUUGGUUUUGGGCGCUACUCUGACGUUCUGGUCCAAAAAGGAUACAAGGUGGCAAGGGUGGAGCAAUUAGAAACUCCCGAUAUGAUGGAAGCCCGCUGCAAAACCAUGGCGCGCCCAACUAAAUUUGACAGAGUGGUGCGGCGGGAGGUGUGCAGGGUGAUCACCAAAGGCACCCAGACCUACAGUGUCCUAGAUGGAGCUUCAUCUGAAAGCCAUAGCAAGUACCUCCUGUGUGUCAAAGAGAAAGCUGAUGAGGAGUCUUCGGGAUGCCAUCGUAUGUAUGGCGUUGGUUUUGUGGACACUUCGGUGGGCAAGUUCCACGUGGGUCAGUUUCAAGAUGACCGCCACUGUUCCAGGUUCAGGACCCUGGUUGCGCACUACGCUCCAGCCCAGCUGCUUUUCGAGAAGGGCAAUCUCUCGGUGGAAACCCAAAAAAUAAUAAAAUCUUCUCUGGCUUCUGUUAUACAAGAGGGCUUGCAAUCUGGAUCCCAGUUCUGGGAUGCAUCCAAAACACUAAAAGUUCUAGCAGAAGAGGGCUACUUCAAAGAAAGUAACAAGAAAAAUGGAGAUGCCGACGAGGCACUGCCCGCUGUGCUAAAAAGCAUGACCUCGGACAGUGAUUCCCUGAGCCUCACCCCUGGCGAAGGCUAUGAACUAGCCUUAUCGGCACUUGGCGCUUGUGUGUUUUACCUGAAGCGGUGUCUUGUAGAUCAGGAGCUGCUGUCAAUGGCCAACUUUGAAGAGUACGUGCCUGUGGACAUGGAGAUGGGCAAAGCUAAAGGUUCGUCGAGCUUCUUUGCCAGGACUCUGCAGCGCAUGGUGCUGGAUGGUGUGACACUGAGCAACCUGGAGAUCCUUCAGAAUGGGUCAACGGGCACCGCUGAGGGCACCCUGCUGGAGAGGCUGGACAGCUGCUGCACGCCCUUCGGCAAGCGGCUCCUGAAGCAAUGGCUGUGCGCACCGCUGUGCAACCCCUCCUCCAUUGACGAUCGCCUCCACGCCGCAGAGGACCUGAUGGCCCUCCCGGACAAGUUAAGCGAGAUCAGGGAGCUCCUGAAGAAGCUGCCAGACCUAGAGAGGCUCCUCAGCAAGAUCCACAGCCUGGGCUCCACUCUGAAGAACCAAGAUCAUCCCGACAGCAGGGCCAUCCUCUACGAAGAGGUCACCUACAACAAGAGGAAGAUCGCAGACUUCCUCUCUGCGCUCGAGGGCUUCAAAGUUAUGCUGGAGGUCACCAGCAUCAUCCAGCCGGCUGUAGAGAACUUCAGAUCGAAGCUGCUGAAGCAGAUAGUCAGUCUUAGAGACGAAAGUGACAAGGGACUUUUCCCAGACUUCUCAGCGGAGCUGAAGAGAUGGGAGAUGGCCUUUGACCACCAGAAGGCGCGCAACACCGGUGUCAUAACCCCCAAAGCAGGCUUCGAUCCGGAGUUUGAUCAAGCCCUGUCUGAAAUCAAGGGUACAGAACGCAGUUUACAAGAAUAUUUGGAGAAGCAGCGCAAGCGAUUGGGAACCAAGUCCAUUGUUUACUGGGGAACUGGCAAGAACCGUUACCAGAUGGAGAUCCCAGAGAGUGUGACGGAGAGACAUGUGCCAGAGGAGUAUGAGGUCAAGUCCACUAGAAAGGGCUACAAGCGUUACUGGACUGGAGAGAUUGAGAGACUGUUUGGUGAACUGGUGACCUCCGAGGACAAAAGAGAUGGGGCUGUGAAGGACUGUAUGAGGAAACUCUUCUACAACUUUGACAAGAAUUACAAGGACUGGCAAACUGCUGUGGAAUGCAUCGCAGUGCUAGACGUCCUCAUCUGUCUGGCAAACUACAGCCAGGGAGGGGAUGGGCCCAUGUGCCGCCCGGAGGUAGUGCUGCCAGUGGAUGGCGCUGUGCCUUUCCUGGAGCUGCGAGGCUCGCGCCACCCCUGCAUCACCAAGACCUUCUUUGGGGAUGACUUCAUCCCCAACAACGUGUUUAUCGGAUGUAGUGGAGAGGAGGAUGAAGAGGAGAGUGAAAGCCAGGCCUCCUGCGUGCUUGUGACAGGACCUAACAUGGGUGGCAAGUCUACCCUUAUGAGACAGUGUGGGCUCAUGGUGAUCCUGGCUCAGCUGGGCUGCUAUGUUCCUGCAGAGAGUUUCCGGCUCACUCCUGUGGAUCGAGUCUUCACCCGGCUGGGGGCAUCAGACAGAAUUAUGGCAGGUGAAAGUACGUUCUUCGUGGAGUUGAGCGAGACAGCAAGCAUUCUGCAUCAUGGUACAUCCCAUUCCCUGGUGCUGCUGGAUGAACUGGGAAGGGGCACAGCUACUUAUGAUGGCACUGCCAUUGCAAGUGCUGUGGUUAAGGAGCUUGCUGAGAAUAUCCAGUGCCGCACUCUGUUUUCCACACAUUACCACUCCCUGGUGGAGGACUAUUCACACUGCACAGCAGUACGGCUUGGGCACAUGGCGUGCAUGGUUGAAAAUGAGUGUGAAGAUCCCAGCCAGGAGACAAUCACAUUCCUGUACAAGUUCAUCAGAGGGGCCUGUCCUAAAAGCUAUGGUUUCAAUGCUGCCAGGCUUGCAAACAUUCCUGAGGAAGUCAUUCAGAUCGGUCACAAAAAGGCAAAAGAAUUUGAGAGAAUGACCGUCUCAUUAAGGAUCUUCAAGGAACUCUGUUCACAUGCUGAAGAUCCAAAGGCAGAUGCCAGCACAUUCACUUCACUGGUGAAGACCAUAUUUUAACUUUAAAAACGUUAUGUAAAGAGUGUUCUUUUCUGGAAAACUCUUGUUUCCCCCUCCAGUAAAAAAAAAAAAAAGAGGUUAUUCACUACUGUAAUGAUCUAAUAAAGUUUAUUUAAAAAUGA